AUGGAUAGGGGAGACAGACUGUUAAAUGAAAUAAUACUAUCCAAUUUGAACAAAGACAGUUUCAAAGAAAACUUGGAAGAACUGAGAUACGUCAGAAUGCUAUCAAAUGAUUACCAAAGAGAGUCAAACUUAAAUAAACUUCUCAACUUAAGAGAUAAGGUGAAAAAGAGGGAUCUCAUUAAACGGGAUGAUCGUAGGAGACUGCAGAGGCUCAGGUUAUGGGCAAGGGAGAAUGCAGGCAUCUUAUCAGCUGUUCUAAUUUCCUCAUCAGCUGUAAUCAUAGGACUGGUAGCAUCAACUAGAAACAUAUUGUGGAAAGUAGGUGACACAACAGAAAAGCUCGAUAAGCGGAUCAGUGAGUUGGUAAACCACCAAAUAGAACUAUAUUUCAGAACCUGUAUUUCAGAAGAUAGCCGAUGGAGUAGAGUUAGCAGCGGAUAAUAUAUGGAUAAUCAUUGUAUGUGCAGCAGCAGUUUUACUAUACAAAUACAACUAAACAUUACAUAUUGUAUACAAGUAUGAAUACCACAGAAAGAGAACUCCAACCUGGCUUCAGGAGGAGUCGUAUUGCAUCCGUAAAAGGUCCCUGAACUAGAAGUGUUGUAACUUUUAAUCCAACAACCAUUAGCCCAGGUGAAGAGCUGUACAUUAACAUCCCCAAACUAAAGCCUGACUCUUGUUUAGUCCCAGGAUCGUUUGCACUAUUAUUUGACUUCAAAAAUUCCAAUACAAAAAGCCGCUUUAAUAACAACCUGUCUAAGUUAAUAGCUAAACGUCUUCAGAUUAAAGUAGCAGGUGAAACAGCUUAUGGCUGUUCAGGAGAGAGUUUGUACGAAAUAUACAAAGAUCUAUGGCUAACACUAGGUGACAGAAAGAAGAUGACUGAACAGGGCUUGCAAGCGAGAAUCUUAGGAAGCUGA
Molecule: messenger RNA, 920 nt
Organism: Paramuricea clavata
Lineage: Eukaryota; Metazoa; Cnidaria; Anthozoa; Malacalcyonacea; Plexauridae
Source: the annotation of a GenBank genome assembly